This is a messenger RNA of Microsporum canis CBS 113480, 408 nucleotides long. RefSeq lists its product as hypothetical. The record is from RefSeq and is a predicted model, not a curated record. The coding region runs from base 1 to 270 and encodes 89 amino acids. NCBI's taxonomy places the organism in Eukaryota, Fungi, Ascomycota, Eurotiomycetes, Onygenales, Arthrodermataceae. The transcript has 4 exons.
AUGUCUGACGCUGGACGCAAAGAUUUCCUUACCAAGGCCAAGGAGGAAUUGAUUCCUGAUUCCACCAAGUCCCAGCAGGACAAGAUCGGGGAGGCUUACACUGACACCAAGGACCGCAUCGCUCGUGGCCUUCAGCCUGAUGACCAAAAGGGCACUGCCCAGCAAAUUUUCGACAAGGGUCAGCGUGCCCAUGAUAACAACAACGGUGGUGCUGCCCAGACCAUCGGCGAAAAGGUCAAGGGUGCCCUCGGGAUGGGCAAGAGCGAGUAAAGAGGAUGAACCCUAUAUGGCGCAUCGGUCCGCGGAUUGUUCUUUUUGGGAUAGUUAUAUGAAGGUUGAACGAACAUACCUUUCAUCGCCUAUAAGUGUUGAAAUACCAAUUAGUUCAUGAAUAUACUUUAAUGCACA